UUGUGAUUAACUGUCACAUUAUAAUUAUAUGUGGUUAUAUGUAAUAUAAAUAUAAUAAUCAAUAAAAAUGAGUGAUAGCUCUGAUGAUGAUCUACAAUUGUGUCCUACAACACUUGCUGCUUUAAAUGAAUUUCUUCAAGAAAAAGAAGAAAGAGAAAAUCAAUUAAAGCAAAAUUUAGAAAGUCAAACUUUAAAUAUUACUUUCGAUGAAAAUUGGCAAUUAAGUCAGUUUUGGUAUGAUGAUGAAACAAUAAAUACUCUUGUAAAAGGUGCUAUAAAUUCUACAAUGAAUAACGGAAAGAUUGCUUUAAUAUCUUGUCCUACACUUUACAGUGCAUUAAAAAAAAGUAGUAACAAACGACAAGUCAUUCUUUUUGAAUAUGAUGAACGUUUCAAGGUAUUUGGAUCUGACUUUGUUCCAUACAACUAUAAAUAUCCCUUAAAUAUACCUAGAGACAUGUCAACUUUGUUUGAUUUAGUCAUAGCUGAUCCACCAUUUCUCUCUGAUGAGUGCUUAACAAAAACUGCUGUUACAAUAAAAUUCUUAGCUAAAAAGAAUAUUAUACUUUGUACAGGUGCUGUAAUGAGUGAAUUAGCAGAAAGAUUAUUAAAUGUUAAAGUAUGUAAUUUUAUACCACAUCAUCGAAAUAAUUUGGCUAAUGAAUUUUAUUGUUAUUCAAAUUUUAAUUUUGAUAAAAUGUUAAAAUAAAGAUACAAAAACGUA
This is a messenger RNA of Megachile rotundata (alfalfa leafcutting bee), 724 nucleotides long. Its product is annotated as EEF1A lysine methyltransferase 1. Gene Ontology annotation, molecular function: protein-lysine N-methyltransferase activity; nucleic acid binding. Lineage: Eukaryota; Metazoa; Arthropoda; Insecta; Hymenoptera; Megachilidae. Gene Ontology annotation, biological process: methylation. The record is from RefSeq and is a predicted model, not a curated record.